CCAGCCAUUUGCCAGCAUUACCUUUUUUUUUCCUCUCUAUUUAUUAUAUUUUUCCAAUAAUUAUUUCUCACUCUUUUUAUUCUUAAGCUAAAUCGCCAUUAAUUAUUAUUUUUCCUUUUUCUUUCUCUCUUUCUAUGAUUUUAUAUAUAUAUAAAUUUGGAGCUUUCCCUGCCUUUCAUUCUCUCUCUGUGUUAUUAUCUUGGAUUUUUUUCUUAUAUUUCCGCCAUUAUUAGCUCUCGAGCUCGUCGGCGGGGAGUUGAAGAGUAGGAUCGGAGGUGGUGGUGUCGCGAUGAGGUCGGAGGUCCGGCUUGACUCCGCCGUUUUCCAGCUCACGCCGACGAGGACCAGAUGUGAUCUUGUUAUCAUCUCUAAUGGGAAGACUGAGAAAGUUGCAUCUGGGCUUUUAAACCCAUUUCUUGCUCACUUGAAGGCUGCUCAAGAUCAGAUUGUGAAAGGGGGGUAUUCCAUCACUCUUGAACCAGACCCCAAUAAGGAUGCGGAAUGGUUUACAAAGGGCACCAUUGAAAGGUUUGUUCGGUUCGUGAGUACGCCGGAAGUGUUGGAACGAGUUAACACCAUAGAGUCUGAGAUCGUGCAGAUUGAGGAAGCAAUUACCGUUCAAGGCAAUGAAAGCGUUGGCGCUGCCGCUGUGGAAAAUCAUCAAGCCAAACCUACUGAUUCCAUUGAAGGUAGCAGGUCCGCCAACAAUGUUGCAGAUGCAGAGAAGGCCAUUGUUCUAUUUAAGCCUGGGUCACAUGCACCAGAUUCAAAUGGAUCCAUUGCACAGGAAGAAAAUUCCAAAGUUCACCUUCUUAGAGUGCUCGAGACCCGCAAAACCGUCUUGCAGAAAGAACAAGGCAUGGCCUUUGCCCGUGCUGUAGCAGCUGGUUUUGACAUGGAUCACAUGUUGCAGUUGAUAUCAUUUGCUGAGUGCUUUGGGGCCACACGCAUGAUGGAAGCAUGCAUACGGUUUAUGGAUCUGUGGAAAGUAAAACAUGAAAGUGGACAAUGGCUUGAAAUUGAGGCCGCAGAAGCAUUGUCUUCCCGAUCAGAAUUUUCCUCUUUGAAUGUCUCAGGCAUUAUAUUAUCUGGAGACAUCAACAAGCAGAGAGAAUUUGGAGAGGGAUGGCCUAUAUCUAAUGGUGAUUUGGGUGCAGAGAGCAAUGGAAAGGAUGGUCUCAAUGCCAGUGAGGUCAACUCUGGUCAAAACAAAGAUAGAAGGUCACCUGAUGAUCAUCACACGCCAUCUGGACCCCAUGAUUAUUACCAAGGUCAGUUUCAGCACCCCUUGUUUCCCCAGUGGCCCAUUCAUUCUGCACCAGGUGCACCCAUGUUUCAACCAUAUCCUGUGCAAAGCAUGCCUUAUUAUCAGAAUUAUCCUGGCGGUGCCCCAUUUUUCCAACCCCCCUAUCCUCCAAUGGACGAUCCUAGAUAUACUACCUCCCAUAGAAUGGGGCUAAAAAGGAGUUCCAUGGAUAGUAAAGAUAGCACUACUGAGCCUGAGGCUUGGGAAGUGGGUGCUUCUGGUGCCAGAUCAAAGGACUUCAGUGAUCGGAAUUUGUCUGAAGAUGAGAAAGAGAUGUACCAUGCUCGAGGAUCACGUAAAAGAUCUGGUCAGUCAGGGAAGAAAAAAGGGUCUGGGAAGACAGCCACUCGGACGUCAAAGAGAUAUGAUACCUCUGAAAGUGAAUCAGAAUCAGCUUCUGAUUCCGAAACUGAGGAGGAUAGUGAGCAUGAUAAAUCGCCAAGAAGGAAACAUAAGCACUCUUCAAGGUCAAAGAAAAAGAACAGCCAAACAAAAUCCGUAGAUGUUUCUGACAUACAAGACAAGGAUGAAGUUGCUGCUGGCCAGGGUGCUGAUUCUGGAAGCUGGCAAGUGUUCCAGAGUUUCCUAAUGAGAGAUGAAGAGAAGACAAGCAAUGUUGAUAGAGGCAUGUUUUCAGGUGAGCAAGAGCCUCCUAUGAGGAGAAAAGAGAGUAAAGUUAGUGAUGAUCCCUUUCUUCCUCCUGAAAGAGAUGCUGACAAUGUUCAAGAUUUGAAGGUUGUUGAUGGGAUAACAAGCAGACUGAAGCAAAUUUCUUCAACCGAUGAGCUGUUACUUUCUACUGGAAGAGGCUACACACAAAAUAAUCCUGAUCCCCAGUUCGAGGAAAUUGAAGGUGGACGUGGACGUCGGACAUCAGCUCAUGAUGAGUUUAUGGUUUAUGGGCCAGAAAAGCAGCUGACCAACAAAAGCUUUUCAGAUCCACUUGCUGAAACUGAAUUUGAGCAUGCUGUACACGUGGAAAAGCAGAAGCAGGCUACAUAUAAUGCAACGGAUGAGUCCUUCAUUGUUCCCUUUAGAUCAGACAUCCCAGAGGAACUUCUAGUGGACAACAGACCUCCCCUUGAAAUGGACUCCGAGUUACCCUAUGUUAUUCAAGGAAGUGAGGAUUCAUCAAGUAAACCAAAAGAUCAGUUCUACUAUGAACCGCAUGAUUUGAGCUUGAUGCCUGAACGGGAAAUGGAGAACGAAUCUGUUGGUUAUGAUCCGGCCAUUGAUUAUGACAUGGAGAUUCACAUUGAAGACGCAGCUAAGGUGAACACCAGCAACCAUGAAGACGACCAAUCAAGCACCAAAGAAGAGCCAAUGAAGUCAAACAAGGAGAAAAAGCCAAGAGCUGGACAAGAUGUCACAGAUAAAAGGAAGAUGGACUUGAUGAGGAAAGGGAGAUUAUUAAAGCCAAACCCUUUAGCAGAUGCACAGGCACGCGCAGAGAAGCUAAGAUCUUAUAAAGCCGAUCUUCAAAAACUCAAGAAAGAAAAGGAAGAGGAAGCUAUAAAAAGGUUGGAAGCUUUAAAGCUAGAACGACAAAGGAGAAUUGCUGCAAGAAGUGGUUCAGUUCCCAGCCAGUCCACAUCGACACCCCAGCAAACAAAAGCACGACCAACAGCAAAAGUUUCUCCUGGUUCUUACAAAGGUUCAAAGUUUAAUGACAUAGAAGCUAGCUCUUCACCUAUGGCAAAGUUUCCUGGCAGAACUACAUCUCUUGGGUCUAAUGAUUCUCACAUAACCACCACCAAAACUAGCAAACCAAAUCUCGGUACUCCUGUGGUUGGGAAUGAAUUGAGCAGAUCAGUCUCAUCAUUGCCUGAUCUGAACAAAGAGAGUGAUGGUCUUGGUCUCGAAGUAAAGGCAGCUUCCCGUGUAGCCAAAAGGCUAUCGGACCCCAAAUUCAGUAAUAACAGCCAUGCUUCGCCCAAGAAAUCAGUCAGCAGUGAUAGAACACCCAAAAAGACUGCAUCUGAUGAACCCAAUAAGAAGAUGCCUGCUAUUAUGCACUCAGACAAAACCAAGUCAGCUACUUUACCAGAGCUAAAAAUUAAGACUUCGAAAAGCCCUUCAGAGUCUGUCCAGAAAGUGUCAGCCAACAAGGAGGCAGGACAGAAAGUGACUGGAACCAAGAAUUCUCUAACUUCUCAAACCAAUGGAGCAAAGGUUACAAAUGGAAAAACCUCAAAGCUGAGCAAUGGUGAUGAAUGCCCAAUUGUAGACAAAGCAAUCAUGAUGCUUGAAAAUGAGUCAAGUCCUACUCCUGCAAUUUUGCCAUCAGAGGAAACAGUAUGCACGAAAGAUGAGUCUGAUGGAAUAGGAACGGUUGAGUUAGCUUCAGAAUUUGCAACCAUUCAUACUUCCUCUGUUCUUAAUGGUGAAAUUGACCCGGGAAACCACAAGGUAAUGCAUGAUAAUGCAGAGGAUGAAUCUAAGAAAUCACUGGAAGUGGAUGUGACUGAUAAAACAUAUCAACCCCCUUAUGCAAGGGCUACAUCACUGGAAAAUCCAGCUAUUGGCAAUCUGCUUGAUGAAACAGUGCCAGUAGUUGACCAGCAAAUGAUGUCAGUGGGUUUUGAGAUUACCAAGGCACAUGUACCUGCUGACAUUCUGAACUCCACUCCAGAAGAUCAAAUACAUGAUAUCUUUGAGAAGCCUCGCAGUAAGGAGCCAUCUAAAGGGUUAAGGAAGCUAUUCAAGUUUGGAAAGAAGAACCACACUUCAGCUUCUGGUGAACAUAACUUGGAAUCAGAUUGUUCAUCCGUUGAUGAUUGUACAGUCUUGUCUGCUGUUGCUGCUGAUGUUAAUGGAUCAAAGAAUCAUAUUUCUCAAGAUGAUGCAUUCGUUGGAGGCAGUAGCAGUACAUUAAAAGUUUCCCGUCCAUUCUCCAUCCUUUCCCCUUUCAGAACUAAGACCAGUGAGAAAAAAGUGGUCGCUUGAGGUUGCUUGUUGCCAUAUAGUACCAUAAACUAUGAGAGGCUGUAGGGGAUGUCUUCCCCUUGCUUAAUGUGUGCAAUGCGGUUAAAUCUCCUUUAAAAAUGAGGCUGUUGUAUAUUUGAUUGUUUGGUUGAUUGGAAGUCAUUUCUUGUAAACAGUUGUGCAAUAUUGUAUUUAUCCAGAUUCAUUUCUUCUUGACGUUAAUAUUUGACAUAUCGGUUCUCAAUAAACCUUAUGUUGAUUAAUGACUAUCACUGAUACAUUGUUUCA
Molecule: messenger RNA, 4519 nt
Organism: Dioscorea cayenensis subsp. rotundata (Guinea yam)
Lineage: Eukaryota; Viridiplantae; Streptophyta; Magnoliopsida; Dioscoreales; Dioscoreaceae
Product: COP1-interacting protein 7-like
Exons: 13
Coding region: 290-4252 (1320 amino acids)
Source: RefSeq, a predicted model, not a curated record